GAUGGUCUUGUUAAUUUGUUGCUAGGUGGCAGUGCUGCUAUUGUAAGAACAGAAGAAAACAUCUUUUAUCCUCGGAGAGCGUCGGAAAGCUCUGAGAGCGAGAGAGCGAUGGGGGAGCGCAGAGAACGGAGAGGGGGGAAGCAAGCUGAAUGCAGCAUGAUCUCUGCUCACUAUUGAUAUUUUUGCAGACAAGCCGGGGCGAAUGAGGUCCUUUCUUGGGGACAUAAACGAACCCCCCCUUUUCGAAAACUGUAGAAAUUUCCUAGUCACUCUCCAGCAUCUACUGCGGAAUAUCUGAUGGAUGUAGAUCGAGACGGUGGAGCAGAGAGAGCUAGGAGGGCGAGGAUGAAGGUGGGGAGCAGAAUCGAUGGGAGCAGCGUGCAGUGGGGAGAAUUUCAGGGGACCUGGUGCCGGGGGAGUGAGGACGGAGACGGCCGAGACAAACAGCUUCUGCAUGGAUGGUGGACUGACGACCGUUGGGAGGCGUUCAGAGAUACAGACAGUAAAGACAUUGAUAUACAAGUUGCAGAGAUAUCCCAGGCCGCUGGACAGUGGUGGUGUGAAGACAGCAUGUUGCUCUGUAACGGACCCACACACCUAUCUAGAAACAAAGAUAGCUUGGGACGGGUCUUUGAGGAUUGUUUCCCCUCGUAUUCACCUCCAGUUAUAGAAGACGACAUAAAACCUUUGGAACCACCACAGCUAGCGUCAGGAGACCAGACCACGAGCCCCUCGCAUUCACAGUCAGCGACGUGCCUCUGGGGGGCAGUGUGUGACCGACGGACACAUCCCAAUCGUCAGUGUAAAUGGGAAGGAUCCAAACUUCACAAUUCCUACCUCUCAUCUCUUCACAUCGACCCUAACGAUAAGCUUCCUGCUCACAAGACUAAGUUCCCUGUCACAUCUCCAGCACUCAGAGAGAAACAGCCACCCCACAAACUGAGCAUGGGGAAGGAAGCCGAGCUAAAGCUAAUGAAGGUGGCCUCGGUAUCCGUCCACGUGAGUGGUUUCAGUCCAUCUCACCACCUGCAAUCUCUGUUCCAGCACUGGACCCAGCCCCAGAGCAAGCCUCGGCUGAAAGUUGCCUACGAGUUCAAGCACAGUCUUAUGGCUUAGAUCCAUUCUGUGUUGGGGUUUAAGCAUGGUCUACUGAUCUAGAUCCAUUCUGUGCUGGGGUUUAAAGCAAACCUGGUGGUCAAGAUCCAUUCUGAGCUGAGGUUUAAGCACAGCCUGGUGGUCUAGGUCCAUUCUGAGCUGACAUUUAAUCACAACCUACUGGUCUAGGUCCAUUCCGAGCUAAGGUUUAAUCACAGCCUGGUGGUCUAGGUCCAUUCUGAGCUGAGAUUUAAUCACAACCUACUGGUCUAGGUCCAUUCCGAGCUAAGGUUUAAUCACAGCCUGGUGGUCUAGAUCCAUUCUGAGCUGAGGUAUAAGCACAGCCUGGUGGUCAAGAUCCAUUCUGAGCUUAGGUUUAAUCACAGCCUGGUGGUCUAGGUCCAUUCUGAGCUUAGGUUUAAUCACAGCCUGGUGGUCUUCUUGAUCCAUUAUGAGCUGUGGUUUAAGUGCAGCUUGUUGGGGUUAAUUCUGCUGUUCACCUUCCAUUAUGAACUGGAGUUUGUCAGUCUGCUGGUAUAGAUCUGUUCUGUCCUGGGGUUUAAGUAUAUUUUCUGAUCUAGAUCAUAUCUGCACAGGGAAGAAUUGCAGCCUGCAAUUCUAAAUUCCUUCUGAGCUAGGAUUUAAGAUGUCCAUCGGUUUGACCCAUUCUUAAUUGGUGUUUAAGCUCAGUCUAGAUAUAUUCCCAGCUGAAAAUGUAAGUCUACUCAUCUAGUCUAGACCCAUUCAGAGCUGAGUAUAAAUACAGCCUGCAAUUUUAUAUCCAUCCUGAGUUUGGCUUUGAGCUC
Messenger RNA from Pelobates fuscus (common spadefoot toad), 1901 nucleotides. RefSeq lists its product as uncharacterized. Bases 298 to 1116 code for a protein of 272 amino acids. The transcript is spliced from 6 exons. Lineage: Eukaryota; Metazoa; Chordata; Amphibia; Anura; Pelobatidae. The record is from RefSeq and is a predicted model, not a curated record.